CCGAAGAUAGUACAGAGGCCGAGAAAGUGAUCGGCAGGAUGUACAGUCAGAUUCGGCAAGCCUUGCCCCGUAUGUGAAACUCCAUUUCCAACAGACACAUGAGGAGAAGAGUUUGUACUACCACGGAUGCAACCCGAGUUGUACCGCCAGUGUCCACAGUUGAACAAUAGAGAAGGCGGGUACGAGAUGGGAGCUCGUGGAAGCGAGGAAUACUUCGCUUCAUCAUGGACGGUCUAUCUUCGAACUGUAAGAUUUCGGAUUUGGGAGAAAAUCUUCCCAGGAAUGGUUCCAGGCAUUCUCAUGGAGACGGUGACCUAGACCGAUCGUACGAUCGAAUGGUCGACCAGUGACGGUGUCAGGGCGAGCAAGUGCUGUGCAUUGUGUGCAGUGAAAUGUGACGUUCGAUCGCUCCGGGAGGUUGAGCCUGGAGGGAUGGAUUAUGUUCACCUUUUCAUAUGCUUUACGGCUGACAGAAACAGCGGAUCAACAAUUUCCACCACUCUUUUGCAGAGUUUAAGAACUCGCCUGGAUCUAUCGUCGUGAUCGUAUCUCGCCUCAUCGAGCGAUGUGCUCGUAUUGAACGGACGUGGACGGAGAGCAACGUCCGAUCAGGUUCACGGAAAGAGCAAAAGGCAGGCCAUCUGGAGCGCACCAGACAUCCGCUCGAGGCCCUCGACCCCUACGCACACGAGGUCCUCAUUGUCACCGAGAUGUACGUCAGCUUUCCACGAUGUGUCCAUCCGACCCCAGCGACAAGAAUCUCCGAACAGCGACCGGGUGGGCCGAAGGACAGGACAGUCCUCAUAGCUGCCAAUUCCUCGAGGCCCGCCUGUCAGCAACGAUCGCAUUCCAGGCGCCAGGCCCGCACAUCCACGCCGUCGUCGCCGUCGUCGCCCCCAUAUCCACUCUCAUCACCUCGGCAGGUAGCCAGCGGCCAGCGCCGGCGACCGGAGGGCAACGGGGAGUCUGUGCGCCAGAGCGAAAGAUUCGAAGAAUAUUACAUGUGCAUUCACAGCCACUAUUGUAUUAUACUUGCACUGUGAUCCAUGGACGGACUAAUUUCAGGAACCAUGUUAAUGUGCGGAUUUUGUUCGAGAACGACUAACAAUCGUGCGUACAUUACGUGUAAUUUCGAUCAUUUAGUGGAUUUGAUACUCUUCAGCUGCAAGUGGUUGUUAGAAAAGAUGAAAAAACUGGCAUGAGAUCAUCCUGGCUGCUGCUCCGUGCGCUUCACUCUCAAGUGAUGCACUGGACCACGUGAACCGCUAAGAAGGGGAGCCCUCCUCAGAUGUGAGAGAAGAGCACAUCGACGAUGGUCGAGUCGGCGCUUUGAGCUUGUCAUGGCUCGGUUCUGGAAGCCCGAUGAGACUGUACGUUGGUGGAGCGAGCAACAGUCGGGAUCCAGCAGUCCAGAUCGGACGGUGUCUGAAGACUGGAGGGUACUGGUGAAAUCUUUUGGAAGGAGGGGAAAGAACCGGGAGCUUUGUCUGUGUGCACGAGCCAGUGGCCAUGUUCGGAACCUGAAAUGAAGGAAGGAAGGCUGGAGCCUGGAGCCCGGAGCCUGUCCCCAGCCUGCCAUGUGUGAGCUGUUCGGUCGUGCCGUACGUUGGGCACCACGCACUUGGCAGUUUCGGAGAAGUGGGCCGAGUGGCAGCGGAACAAGCGCCACCGGACCUACUUUUUCCAGUUGGCCGCUUCCCGACCGCUUCGGCCGCGCUUCCUCCUCCGGUUGCACCCAGUCGCCUAGUGUAUCGGCCCCGCCACGAUUUCCUCCCUUUUCAGGCCCACAAUGUCGACGCUGCGUCCUUUUCUCUCUUACAUGUAUUCAUCUUGCAAUUUGUUUUUCGCGCUUUUUUCCGUCUGUAAGCGGACUCCCCCUUCCCUGUCAAGUUUUACCUUCGCACUUUCCUUUAGUUGCUCGACCCAUCACGGCAAGGAGGGCUUUUUUUCUCCAACUGCCGUCACCAGUUUUAUCUCUUAUGGGGUUCAAUCUUUCACAGUUUCAAUCUGACCACCAGUACUGUUUCCAGGGUAUGUGGAUUAAUAUCUUUGAGCAUAUGGGUUUGUUACGGUUUGUUUCGAGCUUCUACUCUACCGGUAGAAUUUAAUCUGUGACAGUAAAGUUUGAAAAUAUUUCCG
This is a messenger RNA of Marchantia polymorpha subsp. ruderalis, 2139 nucleotides long. Lineage: Eukaryota; Viridiplantae; Streptophyta; Marchantiopsida; Marchantiales; Marchantiaceae. The record is from the annotation of a GenBank genome assembly.